This is a messenger RNA of Globicephala melas (long-finned pilot whale), 1853 nucleotides long. RefSeq names its product acid phosphatase 6, lysophosphatidic (gene ACP6). Gene Ontology annotation, molecular function: lysophosphatidic acid phosphatase activity. The record is from RefSeq and is a predicted model, not a curated record. Lineage: Eukaryota; Metazoa; Chordata; Mammalia; Artiodactyla; Delphinidae. Gene Ontology annotation, biological process: lysobisphosphatidic acid metabolic process; dephosphorylation. Gene Ontology annotation, cellular component: mitochondrion.
GUGGGUGGGAGCUUGCUUAUAAAAAAGUGGAGUCGAGUGAUCUGUGUUAAUGGAGUCACUGUCGCCCAGGAACUCUGGGCAGGUUCCUGUCCCGUCAAGAGUGCUGGAGGCCGAACUUGGAAUCCAAGUUUAAGGUUCCCUAGAGGACGAAGGAUAAGGAGCUGAGCUCCCCGCUCCCCCUCCCAGUCUGCGGCGGGAGAGGCCACCCCCGACCCUGGUUAAAACUCCCGGGGAGUCAUCGCUGCUCCCACCUCUGCUUCUUCCCCCACGCUCCCACUCGGGGUCCCCUUCACAGCUGGGAGUCGCAGCGGUCGCAGCUUGGGCGGGUGGAUGUGCUCGCCCACCGGUUCCCGGGAACUUGGGGGCGGCUGCUGAGCCCCGUCGAUCGCGGAGGACUUGUAUUCGCUUUCUGCACCCUCACCCCGGAGAGGAGCCGAGGGGUUUCCCCCAUGAUCUCCCGGAUCUUCAGGGUGCGCAUGUGGGCCCCUGUCGGCGUCCUGACCUCGCUGGCGUACUGCCUCCACGAGCGGCGGGGGGCUGACGACCAGAAUUCCGUCGACCGAAGCCUGCUGGAGCUGAAAAUGGUGCAAGUCGUGUUUCGACACGGGGCGCGGAGCCCUCUCAAGGCGCUUCCGCGGGAGGAGCAGGUAGAGUGGAAACCCCAGCUACUAGAGGUCCCACCCCAAACUCGGUUUGAUUACACAGUCACCAAUCUAGCUGGUGGCCCGAAGCCACAUUCUCCUUUCGACUCUCAGUACCACGAGACCACGCUGAAGGGGGGCAUGUUUGCUGGACAGCUGACCAAGGUGGGCAUGCAGCAGAUGUUUGCCCUGGGAGAGAGGCUGAGGAAGAACUACGUGGAGGACAUCCCCUUUCUUUCUCCAACCUUCAACCCACUGGAGGUCUUCAUUCGUUCCACUAACAUAUAUCGGAAUCUGGAGUCUACCCGGUGUUUGCUGGCUGGGCUUUUCCAAUGUCAGAAAGAAGGUUUGAGUUUGGGCUCUACGAGUCAGCCCCUGUCCCUGAGGAGCCUCUUCUUCUCACUUCCAAAGCCCCGCUCCCUCUUUCUUGGACCCAUCAUCAUCCACACUGAUGAAGCAAGCUCUGAAGUCUUGUACCCCAACUACCAAAACUGCCAGAGGCUCCGGGAAAGAACCAGAGGCCGGAGGCAGGCUGCUGCUUUGCAGCCAGGGAUCUCAGAGGAUUUGAAGAAGGUGAAGGAAGGGAUGGGCAUUGCCAGUAGCGAUGGAGUGGACUUCCUCAUCCUCCUGGACAACAUGGCUGCUGAGCAGGUGCACAGCCUCCCGAGCUGCCCCACGCUGAAGAGGUUUGCAUGGAUGAUUGAGCAGAGAGCAGUGGACACAGUCUUGUACAUCCUGCAAAGGGAAGACAGGGAAAGCCUUCAGAUGGCAGUGGGCCAAUUCCUCCACAUUCUGGAAAGCAACCUGCUGAAAGUCGUGGACCCUGCCACCCCGCCCGGCAAGACCAGAAAGCUGUACCUCUAUGCAGCUCAUGACGUGACCCUCAUGCCUCUCUUAAUGGCCCUGGGGAUUUUUGACCACAAAUGGCCCCCGUUUGCUGUGGACCUGACCAUGGAACUCUACCAGCACCGGGAGUCUAAGGAGUGGUUUGUGCAGCUCUAUUACCGCGGGGAGGAGCAGGUGCCGAAAGGUUGCCCUGACCGGCUGUGUCCGCUGGACAAGUUCUUGAACACCAUGUCGAUUUAUACCUUGAGCCCAGAAAAAUACCACACACUCUGCUCUGAAGCCCAAGUGAUGGGACUUGGAAAUAGAGAGUGAGUGAUUUGUACAAGUAGGAUGUGUUGAUUUUUUGAAUAAAAUGCCUUUAUACAA